Messenger RNA from Kockovaella imperatae, 3545 nucleotides. RefSeq lists its product as hypothetical. NCBI's taxonomy places the organism in Eukaryota, Fungi, Basidiomycota, Tremellomycetes, Tremellales, Cuniculitremaceae. Gene Ontology annotation, biological process: ubiquitin-dependent protein catabolic process; protein polyubiquitination. The transcript is spliced from 18 exons. The record is from RefSeq and is a predicted model, not a curated record. Bases 1 to 3126 code for a protein of 1041 amino acids. Gene Ontology annotation, molecular function: ubiquitin protein ligase activity.
AUGCCUCUGCCCUUUGACUUCCUCCCUGAAAAUGGUCGCAAUGUCAAUGUCAAUCUCUCGACCUCGUCGUCCGCUUCGUCUUCGGCCUUGCUGUCCGAUGUCAGAGCGCAACGUGCCCAGCGUGAACAGCAGAGAGUACUCGAAAAGUCCGCAAUAGUCUUACAGAAGUUUUGGAGGGAGAGGAGUCAAGGCGCCAAGUUCACCCAAGAGCUAUUGGACAAGUUGGACAACGGCGCGGUAGUAUCGGUUGACGAAAGAGCUCGUUUCUUGGUGGUGAUAUUUCGUCGGGGUUGGAUGACGGAUGAGACGAAGAGACGGAGAGAGAAUGCUUUAGUCAAGUGGUUCGAUCAAGUUAGUCAGACUGAUCCAUCAGCCUUCAUUCAACCCUCCCCGGACUGGAUGACCGUCCUGGCCAUCUUGUGCUUGAGAGCCGUCUCCCUCAUCGCACAGGAUCCGAACAGCGCCCAGACUGCUGCAACGUUACUGAAAGCAAUUCCCUCGGUCUUUCGUGAUGUCACUACAGCAGCCUCGGAUUCUGGCAGGAUAGACUUUGUCGAGGUGCUCGGGCGGGGUGGAUGGGUUCAGGAGCUGGUGAUUGCCAUGGACAAAUUGAUAGCGACAAAUAAGAAGAAUCCAUUCCUCGUGCCUGUCACUCAACUCCUUACCUCCCCCUUGUCCCUCUCUUCCUCCGCUCACACUCGUUCAUUGCUGUAUCCCUUGAUCAACCAUCUUCUUGCCAUUCCAGCUUUACCGUCCUCGCUGCCGAUCCCUGCGCUCACCCACUUGUCUAUCCACUUGCCGCUAUUCAAAUCCUUGCUCCCUCUAGCGGCCGCAGAGCCUGAAAUAAUCCGGCAGGGCAGACUGAGUAAUGAGCAAGGAAGGACCUAUCUCCUCGCCAAUCUCGCCAUAUUUGGUAUUACUGGAGGCCUCCUGGAGCGGAGCCCACCCAGUAGCGCAGUUCAGUGGAUAAAGGUCAUCGGCUCAGUCCUUCGGUCCAUGACGGACGGCUGGGGCCGUUGGAUAGAAGGUAUCAUCGAAGACGACGAUGAGCCAAUACCGAAGGCUGAGGAUGACGAGGACUCUGAUGGGGAGAUAGUUGGAUCGUCUAAAAAGCGGGCGAGGAGGACGUCCGGCAGGAAAUCCACAAGAAGACAGCCUUUACCCAAGAAUAUCAGCUCCAAAAUCCUCUUGUUGGCUGGUCGAGCGCAUCUCGUCUACCUUGCCGCAACUAUCAUAUCCCCAGCUUCAAAACUUCCUUCUUCCUCCCUCGGCGAUUUUGCCGCCUAUGCUUUGGCCCUGCUUGAUGCAUUCCGCGGAUCACCAAAGUGGGAAUCGAUCCUUGAGGCUUUGUUGAUCGAAACAAAGGGCAAGGCGUUCAGCAAACGAGUAUGGAGGGAAGGGGUCAGGGGUCGUUGGACAUCCUCAUCGAAUCAGAAAACUUGGGACACGUUUAUGACAAACCCUUCAACCCCUUGUCUUCUCCUUUUGACGCAUAUCUACUGCCAUUAUUUGCUCAUUACACCCGAUGCCGAGUUCUUCACUGAGACUGUCAGUGGGAGCAAUCCCUUAUCCCUCGACGAAGUACUUGAGCUCGCUGCAGUAUGGCGAGAUCUCGCCUACUGGAGCUACAUGAAUGGUGUCGCUGCGACUGGAUCGCCGUCAAAUGAAGGCAGAGGGAACGAAGACGUUCGAGCUCUGCUUACAAGGGGUUUAACUCGCAUAUCGGACCGGAACGCUCGACGCAAAUUCGCCCCGGACAACUUCUUCGUCACCAUCUCUCCGGGUGAUCUCAGAGGCUUUAUUGCUGCUGCAGUUAUGGAGGACGCAGCGUUGACGGAACAGAUCGCGCAAGGGAGCGAAAUCGAUCCUGCUGAUCUUCCGCGAUGGGCCAGGGCCAGGAAUAGAUUCACCAAGCGACAAAUGGCGUACAUCUCACCGAGACUAGGACUGUUGAACAAUCUGCCGAUGGUCUUGCCUUUCAACACGCGACUGGAGAUCUUCCAAAAAUUUAUCGACACGGACAUGGUGAACCUUGGUCUCAGUCGAUACUCGAGACGAGGUAUCCGUGCUACAAUCCACCGGACCUCGCUAGCCGAGGACGGCUUCAACCAACUGAGCGAUGUCGGUCCAAUGCUGAAGGGCAGAAUCGGCAUCACCUUUAUUGACAAAUUCGGGCAAGAAGAAGCCGGUAUAGAUGGCGGUGGCUUGUUCAAGGAGUUUCUCACAAGCUUGAACAAGGAGGUAUUCAAUACCGAUCGUGGACUAUGGCUAGCGACAGAUCAGAACGAGCUGUAUCCGAAUCCGCAUUCUUAUGCGACUGAGCCGCAUCAACUUGCUUGGUACACUUUCAUUGGUAGAGUACUUGGCAAGGCCAUGUAUGAUGGCAUCCUAGUGGAUGUCUCAUUUGCAGGUUUCUUCCUGGCCAAAUGGCUAGGAAGGUCCUCAAGUAUCGACGACCUUCAGUCUCUAGACAAUGAGCUAUACAAAGGCCUGAUUGUGCUUAAAAGCUAUCCUCGACCAGAAGAACUGUCACUCAACUUCACCAUCGUGCAAGAAGAAUUCGGACAGACGCAGACUAUCGACCUCGUUCCAGGGGGUUCUGAUAUCCCUGUGACUGUGGAGAACAGGCACGAAUACAUCCAACUUGUCUGUCGGUACAAGCUCGACAAGCAGAUUUCGGCCCAAUCCCGGGCUUUCUUUAGUGGCUUAUCGGAUAUCAUCGAUUCCAAAUGGCUUCGAAUGUUUGAUCAAAAGGAAUUGCAACAAGUCAUAGGCGGAGAAGAAACUCCUAUCGAUAUUGACGAUCUGCGUGCAAAUACGGAGGUGUCUGGAUUUGCCAAUGACGACACCAUUCAAGUCUUCUGGAAAGUAGUCAAGGGCUUCAACCAACAAGAACGAAGAGCUCUCUUGCGAUUCGUAACAAGUUGCUCGCGGCCCCCUCUACUUGGCUUCCGACAACUCUCACCGCGCUUUGGUAUUCGGUGCAGCGGAAACGAUACGGGGCGCUUGCCAUCGGCUUCCUCCUGCAUGAACCUGCUCAAGCUACCUUCAUACGAUAACGAAGUUGCUCUCCGUUCCAAACUUUUGCAGGCCAUCAACUCAAAUGCUGGAUUCGACCUCUCAUGAUUUCCCCUUCAUUCGUAGCCAUCCUUCUUUCACGCCCUGUUGUCAAUACUACGCUGAGCACCUGUGUCCAUAUAUGCCCCUCCUUAUUCCCUCAUCGGAGACCAGAUCUAUAUGGCCUGACCAUGCAUGAUGCCAUUCCACAUUCCGUGCCUCCCCGUGGAUGCGGCAAUUCACUUCCAAGCCACUGCCUGCAAACCAAAAAAAAAGACGGAAAAGCAAAAUACCGGACGAGGCCGGGUCAUCUUCCUGGUGUCCUCGUUCCUUCAUCUAGCUCCUUGAGCCUCCAAGAGGGUAGCUUCGGCGGACCUCGACGAGCGGUUCGUACCUCUUGCCCCGCGUCAAAUGUCUCCCAUCCUCAAACGAGACAUCUCUGAACAUGCUCGCCAAGCUAGAAAAUUAGCUUCUGUGCUUACGGGAGA